Ichthyophthirius multifiliis is the source of this 1464-nucleotide messenger RNA. Its product is annotated as major facilitator superfamily protein, putative. Gene Ontology annotation, molecular function: transmembrane transporter activity. The record is from RefSeq and is a predicted model, not a curated record. Gene Ontology annotation, biological process: transmembrane transport. The transcript has 5 exons. Lineage: Eukaryota; Ciliophora; Oligohymenophorea; Hymenostomatida.
AUGAGUUCUCCUAUAAUGUUCAGACAACCUAUAUUUGAAUGUAUAGAAUAAAAUGGUUUAUACAAAAUAUGCACUGAAGAUCAAGUAUGUUAAUUACAAGCAAACAAUUUACGAAACGAAUAUAGGGUAAUUUCUGACGAUUCAAUAUCUUCUGAAUUCGAAUUAUAUUGUGAUAAAAAACCAAUAAUAGGAUUUGCCCAAGCGGCAUUAUUUGCUGGCUAGGCUUUAUCAGGGAGUACUUGUGCUUUAAUAAUUGGUCUAUGUCCUGAUUUAUAUGCUUUGAUGGCUAUGUUUUUUGGAGCCGGAUUAGGUAUUACGGGAUAUGAGACUGUUAUUUUAGUAUAUUGUACUGAAAUAUCAGAAAGAAGAUUUAGAAAUAUAUGUAUAAAUGUACUUGUUAUUAUGUGGGCUCUAGCCUAGGUCUUUUAUCCGAUUAUUAAUUCAUUUAUUGUAUAAUGGAGGUAUAUUUUUGUUUUUGCAAUUGGAUUGCCUUUAUUUUGUAGUGUAGGACUUUCUUAUUUAUAUUUUUGCGAAAGUCCAAGAUAUUUAGUUUCUAAAAAAAAAUAUUAUGAAGCCAGACAAGUAUUCAGGCAUAUUAGUGAAGUUAAUAAUAGGCCUGCUUUCCAGUUUCAUUUUUUUGAAGAAAUCGAUGAUUAUAAUGAAGUUGCUACUAGAGUAUAUAAAAAGGGUGAAAGUAUUACCAAAAAAGAACUUAUAAGAGUAAAAACUAAAGAAAGACUUGAUAUUAAUUUGGGUAGGCAAACUAAUAUAUUUGAUCUCUUUAAAACUAAAUAAUUGGCGAUAAAAACACUUAUUAUGUGCUAUUGUUGGUUUGUGAGGUAUUUUGUAUAUUAUUGUAUCCUUUUUUCCUUGGAAAGAUUAGGAACUUAACUUAAUUAAAAUUUUCUUCUUCUUGCUAUUAUUGAAGUUAUAGCUUCUUUAUUAACCAUUCCUAUGAAAAUGAAAAUGAAACGUAAAAAUGCUUUAAGAUCAGCUUUUUAUAUGAUGUCUAUAGUUUCUUUAUUGUUAUUUAUUGUAAGAAUUCCUUAAAAUUGUUAAUUAUAUUUUGAAUAAUGUUUAGAAGAAAAGUUAACAUUAAUUCUAGCUAUAUUAUUGAAAUUUUCUAUUGUAUUUUUCGCAGUAAAUUUAAUGACAUAUACACCUGAAUUAUUUCCAACUGUAUUGAGAAGUCAAGCUUACGGGCUUUGUAUGAUUUUCGGAUAGCUGGGUAGUAUUUUAGCUCCUAUAUAUAUUAGUUAAUACAUAUUUAUAUUUGAAUAAAUGAAUCCUUUAACAAGUAUUGCUUUCUUAGGAAUUUUAGGUGUGUUUUUGACAAUCAAAUUAUAUGAAAAUGAAAAUAUGGAAGAUUAUUUAGAAAAUAAAAAUGAUACUGAAAAACCUUUAUUGAAUGAAUUUAAAGAAAUAUAAAUGAUUAUAUUUACUUAACAAUAAUAAUAAGAAUGA